Molecule: messenger RNA, 1347 nt
Organism: Colletotrichum navitas
Lineage: Eukaryota; Fungi; Ascomycota; Sordariomycetes; Glomerellales; Glomerellaceae
Product: BRCA1 C terminus domain-containing protein
Exons: 2
Coding region: 287-1153 (288 amino acids)
Source: RefSeq, a predicted model, not a curated record
GGCGCCGCGUGAUUCGUGUUUAGCCGGCGGUAGAGACGCUCCUUUGUUUGCUUUUGGACUCACCAGAAUAGUGUGGAGGAAGAAAAAGAACAAGAAGAAGGAGAAAUCGUUGGGAUUACGACCUCUCAACUUCACAUCUGUCAUAUGAAUUCGACUAACAUCACAUCAUCAAUGCGUAUGAAGUCUGCAUCGUAGCGCCAUCUCAACACCGAUGACACGUCCCAGCACCUAAGAGGAGAAAAAAUAAACGAAACAUCGCCGGGGUGCGUCCCACAACCAACCAAACAUGCCGUCGACUGAGAAGCCGUCCGUCCCGCCGGCUGCGAAGCCCCGCUUCGGCAACAACUUCGACCCCUACAAUUCAAGUGCCACAGGCCACCAGCGUCCAGAAAACACCCCGGGCGCGACGACGGGAUGGCGAACCAGCCGCGCCCGAAAGCUCUCGGAGCAGUUUGCUGGCGGCCAUUCGGGCGGGGCCCGCAUGAGCGACACCUACGGCGCCGGCAGCGAGGACUUUGACGAGAAGCUGAAGAUGGUCGUGCCGAAGGACGUCAAGGCUCGAGCAAAGAUGAGCGUGGCCGACAUGCUUGCCCGGCCCGGGCUGAUGAGGGGCGGCUCUUCCAUCUCCGAGACAGGGUCCGCGACGUCAGCCGCGUCUGCUACGGGCGGAAACCCCACGAGUGAAGAGGGAAUACUCGAGGCUUACCGGAAGGAAGACGAAGAGAAAGAGCCGAAGAAGGCCACCGGCAGGGGUUUAUUCGAAGGUGUCACGGUCUACAUCAACGGGGGCACGCACCCCAUCAUCUCCGAUCACCGACUCAAGCGCGUACUGGUUGAGAACGGCGGGCGAAUGUCCAUCCAUCUCGGCCGGAGACAGGUCACGCAUGUAAUUGUUGGGAGGCCGGCGAGCGUAGGGGCCGGGGCUGGUGGAGGGCUCGCAGGCAGUAAGUUAGACAGGGAGAUACGUAAAGUCGGCGGGUGUGCCGUGAAGUAUGUCAGCGUCGAGUGGGUUUUGGAGAGUCUAAAGGCGGGGAGUCGGCUGCCCGAGGCGCGAUUUGCGCCCCUUAAAAUUGCGCGGGAAGGCCAGAGGAGCGUUUAUGGCAUGUAUGGGAAGCACUCCUCUAAGGAAUCUCCUACGGGAUCGGCGAGUUGAUCGGACUCCUACCUAGAAGACUUGCAGUGGUGUAUGCGGGCAUGGGGGACUAUUCUGAAAGCAUCUCGGUGGUUGGUUUUGGAUAGCAAUGGCAAGGGCAAGGGUCGGGGGCAUAAAGAUACCAAGCGUGAACCACAGGCACACGGCGUUUUAGCAUACGAGGCAUUAGCUAGGAGUUAUUGAUGCUUAGUGCG